Messenger RNA from Triticum turgidum subsp. durum (durum wheat), 1470 nucleotides. Lineage: Eukaryota; Viridiplantae; Streptophyta; Magnoliopsida; Poales; Poaceae. The record is from the annotation of a GenBank genome assembly.
AUGGCAGGCAUGGUUCUUCCCGGGCCGCCGUCCAUGCCAAGGAUGGCUUCUCUGGCAUUGGCGAGGUGGGUGCUCCUGGCGGCGAUGGCGGCGAGGCUCGCCGGCGCUGAUGACCCUUACCGCUACUUCACCUGGAUUGUGACGUAUGGCCCCAUCAACCCGCUCGGCGCCAUCCAGCAGGGCAUCCUCAUCAACGGGCAGUUCCCGGGCCCUCGCAUCGACUGCGUCACCAACGACAACCUCAUCGUCAACGUCGUCAACAACCUCGACGAGCCGUUCCUCAUCACAUGGAACGGGAUCAAGCAGCGGAAGAACUCAUGGCAGGACGGCGUGGCGGGCACCAACUGCCCCAUCCCGCCCGGCGCCAACUACACCUACAAGUUCCAGGCCAAGGACCAGAUCGGCACCUUCACCUACUUCCCCUCCGUCGCGCUGCACCGCGCCGCCGGAGGGUUCGGCGCCCUCAACGUCUACCAGCGGCCCGCUAUCCCCGUCCCCUACCCGCCCCCCGCCGGUGACUUCACACUCCUCGUCGGUGACUGGUACCUCGCCGGACACGACCAGCUCCGCCAGACACUCGACUCCGGCGCGCCGCUCCCGUUCCCGGACGCGCUGCUCAUCAACGGCAUGCCCUCAGCCACCUUGGUGGGCGACCAAGGCACGCACCCGGUGCAGAACGUCUACGACUCCCUGGACGUGCACGUCGGCCAGUCCGUGGCGUUCCUUGUCACCCUCGACCAGCCGCCCAUGGACUACGCCAUGGUGGCGUCGACGCGGUUCAACCCGGCCGACAUCAGCCCGCUGACGGCGGUCGGGACGCUGCAUUACAGCAGCGCCACCUCCAUGGCGCCUGACCCGCUCCCGGCAGGGCCGCCGGAGCAGGAGAGCGAGUGGUCGAUGAACCAGGCAAGCUCAGCUGCCGUCGUCGCUGGGCAGAGACGGUACGCCGUGAACGGCGUCUCGUUCGUCGUCCCGGACACGCCUCUGAAGCUCCUGGACAACUACAACAUCGCAAACGUGAUCGAAUGGGACAGUGUCCCGGAGCGGCCCGACGGCGGGGCACCACGGCCCGGGACGCCGGUGGUGAGGCUCAACCUGCACGAGUUCGUGGAGGUGGUGUUCCAGAACACCGAGAACGAGAUGCAGUCCUGGCAUCUUGACGGAUAUGAUUUCUGGGUCGUCGGGUACGGCGAUAAUGGGCAGUGGACGGAGAAUGAGCGGCUGAACUACAACCUCGUCGACGCGCAAGCGAGGCAUACUGUUCAGGUGUAUCCGAACGGAUGGUCGGCGAUCUUGGUGUCGCUGGACAACCAAGGGAUGUGGAACCUGAGGUCGGCCAACUGGGACCGGCAGUACCUCGGCCAGCAGCUGUACCUGAGGGUCUGGACGGCGGAGCAGAGCUUCUCCAACGAGUACAGCAUCCCCACCAACGCCAUACUCUGCGGCAGAGCUGCCGGCCUUCCACACUGA